Dermatophagoides pteronyssinus (European house dust mite) is the source of this 778-nucleotide messenger RNA. RefSeq lists its product as uncharacterized. The record is from RefSeq and is a predicted model, not a curated record. NCBI's taxonomy places the organism in Eukaryota, Metazoa, Arthropoda, Arachnida, Sarcoptiformes, Pyroglyphidae.
UAAAAAAUUUUUUCCAAUGAUGAUCAAAUGAUAAAAAUCAAGAUGGUAACCAAUUGCAACCAAACGAAAAGAAUCGAUAAGAUUUUUUAUUAAUUAUUGACGAUAUUGGUAUGUAUGUGUGAUAUUGAUUUUGGUUUUACCUGUAUUAUUAAAACGAGCAUGAAAAACAUCAUCAUCAUCAUCGAACAUAACGAAAACAACCAAUGUUAAUAAUAAUGAUGAUAAUGAAAACGAUAAAAAUUAAAUUCGAUAAUGCAUUGAUGGUCAUUCUUGUUACAUCAUUGAUAAUGUUUAUCAUGAUAUUAGCAACUUAUUAUUCGGAUUAUCAUCAUAUUCGUUCAUUGAAUAUUUAUCCAUCAUCAAAACAAUCUAUUGAUCAACUUUUAACAAUCGAUCAAUUUGUUACAGCAUUAAAUCCAUAUGUUGAUUAUCUAAAAAAACUUGAACAACGAUUAAAACAAUCAUCAUCAUCAUCUUAUAAUGAUCGUCAAAUAAUUUAUCAAGAAAUUCGUCAAAAACAAUCCGAAGUUGAAUUGAUAAAAGCACGUAUCUAUAAUAUUAUUGAAACAAUACCAUAUCGUAGUCAACAGGAAAGUAUUGAAUUAAAUAUUAAUCUACAAAAUUGUCGUACAUUUAUACGUAUUUGUGAAGAUUUUAUACGUCAAUAUUUUACUAAACAAAAAUGAUGGUCGAAAUGAUGAAAUGAUGGAUAUCUUUUUAUUGAUUUUUUAAUUUUGAAAUUUUUCAAAAAAAAAGAAAAUUACCUCAUAAUUUGUAA